CUCUCUCUCAGCUACCGGAGGCGAAGACCCCCUCCUCCGCCUCCUCCCUUGCAAAGCUCUUAACCCUAACCCUAAUUAAGGUCCCAUUCCCCGAUCGAAGAGCUGGUGUUAGGGUUCCUCAUCCUCCUCCUCGUCGAUGGCGCAGAACGGGGUGGACUUCCACCUCCCCGACGAGAUCCUCGCGGUGAUCCCCACCGACCCCUACGACCAGCUCGACCUCGCGCGCAAGAUCACGUCCAUGGCGAUCGCCUCCCGCGUCAGCCGCCUCGAGUCCGAGUGCGCGCGCCUGCGCCGCAGCAUCGCCGACCGCGACAGCGCCAUCGCCGAGCUCCGCGACAGGGUCGCCCACCUCGACCGCCUCGUCCACGAGUCCGACGCGCGCCUCGGGGCCGCGCUCGAGGAGAACGCUAAGCUCGUGAAGGAGCGGGAUAUGCUGACUACGACGUCGAAGAAACUGGGUAGGGAUUUGGCAAAGUUGGAGACAUUCAAGAAGCAGCUGAUGCAAUCAUUGAGCGAUGAUAAUCUAAUGCAAAAAUCUGAAGCAGCUAAUAUUGAGGCCCAUGAUCAUACUGUUGCCCGAGUCGCUUCUUGGAAAGAUGGGAUUUCCAGCAGUCAUAGUGUAGCUGAUCUCACCAAUGGCUCUGUAGUAACCGGGGAGUCACCCAAGAUGAUGAAACCAUGUAUUCUUAAAGCAUCUGGACCCUCAGCAUACAAGUUCUCUAUCACACCAUACAUCACUCCACGGCUGACACCCACUUCGACUCCCAAAUUCUCAUCCACUGGCGGGUCUCCUCGAGGAUUCUCCACUGCAGGUUCGUCCCCCAAUGUCUUGUCUGGUUCAACUUCACCUACGAAAUCCCGUUUUGAAGGCACCUCAACAAUUUCACCGCGGUACCUGUCGAGUCAACGAUCCUCAGCACCCACCUCUCCCCCGAAGAGGCCGUCUUUCUCAGGACGUCCUCGAAUAGAUGGGAAGGAAUUCUUUCGGCAAGCUAGGACCCAUCUCUCUUAUGAACAGUUUGCUGCAUUUUUGGCCAACAUUAAGGAGCUCAAUGCAAACAAACAAUCGCGUGAGGAAACUCUAGAGAAGGCAGAAGAGAUUUUUGGUACAGAAAACAAGGAUUUGUACAUUUCCUUUCAGAAUUUGCUCAAUCGCAGUCUAUCUUGAAUGUUUAUAUCGAAGGAAACAUUUUUGCUACCAGAAACAGGAACUUUUUGAAUAAUCUGCUCUUUUGAAAUGCUGCUGUAUUUUUGUGAUGGUUGUCAAAGUUAUGCUGGUGAAAAAAGAGUCCAAGAUAUUGUACAGAGGCUAUUCUUUUGUUUAGUGGUGACUAUUUAUUCAUAACGAGCGCCCCAGGGCCCAGGAAAGUAUGCAGGUUGCAACAAUAAUUCCUGGAGAGAUGAAUAAGUGUUCCUAAUCUGUUGUUUAUAAAUACUCCUAUCUUGUUUUAAUCUUUUUUUAAAUGUUUUUGCUCCAUAUAAUGUAAUUUUUGAAGAGUGAUGUAGUAAUCAGUUAUUACCUCUUCAGUGAGUAUAGUGUGUUUCUUUGUGAUGUUCUUGUUUAAUAAAAUGAUUGUAUGGCUACACUGGAA
This is a messenger RNA of Ananas comosus (pineapple), 1592 nucleotides long. RefSeq lists its product as uncharacterized. Bases 137 to 1168 code for a protein of 343 amino acids. The record is from RefSeq and is a predicted model, not a curated record. The transcript has 10 exons. NCBI's taxonomy places the organism in Eukaryota, Viridiplantae, Streptophyta, Magnoliopsida, Poales, Bromeliaceae.